This is a messenger RNA of Xyrauchen texanus (razorback sucker), 2932 nucleotides long. Its product is annotated as serine protease HTRA3-like. Lineage: Eukaryota; Metazoa; Chordata; Actinopteri; Cypriniformes; Catostomidae. Gene Ontology annotation, molecular function: serine-type endopeptidase activity; protein binding. The transcript has 9 exons. The record is from RefSeq and is a predicted model, not a curated record. The coding region runs from base 282 to 1685 and encodes 467 amino acids. Gene Ontology annotation, cellular component: extracellular region. Gene Ontology annotation, biological process: proteolysis.
GACAUAACAACCCCAGACACAGAGAGGCUCGACACACAUUGUUUUAAUAAGUUAUAUGUGAAAUCAAGGGCAUCUGCGCGUAUCAAGAGAUAGAUUGGUUAGACAAGAAAAACUUCUAUUCAGUAUAUUUUUCACUGUAGCUUCAGAGGAAACCGCACGUCUCAUCUGAGUCACUUUUGCAUUGGAAUCUAAUGCGUAAUAGUGAUCACCAAAGGACACUGACUAUCCAGAGCUCUGAGAAUUAAUUUGUUUUUAAUCUACCUACUUUAUUUAAAACAGAAAUGCAGGUCAUUUUGUUUGUUUCAGUAGUUUCACUUUACAUCAAGUCUGUCGUCGCGGAUACUAAAGCCAAGUGUCCGGAGCGCUGUGUUGUGAGUACGUGUCCGAGCCCGAGCUGUCCGAGCGGGUAUGUUCCUGACCGCUGUAACUGCUGUCUGGUGUGCGCGCCGGGAGAGGGGGAGCCCUGCGGCCGUAAGGACGAUCUGCCCUGCGGAGACGGUCUAGAGUGCAAGCAUCCUUCUGGAAAGAGACUGUCUAAGGGAGUGUGUCAGUGCAGAUACAUUAGUAAAGUGUGUGGUAGUGAUGGAAACACGUAUGAUAACAUUUGCCAGCUAAAAGCAGUGAGCAGGAAAGCUCUGCAGCAGGGUCUCCCAGGAGUCACUAACCUGCAUAAAGGACGCUGUGAAAGCAGUCAAGGUCCCACACACCCUAACAGCCAGAGGAACAAAUUCAACUUCAUUGCUGACGUGGUGGAGAAGAUCGCCCCUGCUGUGGUGCACAUUGAGCUGUUCCUAAACCACCCCCUCUUUGGCCGGACAGUUCCACUGUCAAGUGGAUCUGGUUUCUUAACGUCAGAGACCGGGCUGAUCGUGACCAAUGCCCAUGUGGUUUCCAGCACCACAGCUGUUUCGGGUCGUCAGAGACUCAAAGUACAGAUACGGGAUGGGGAUGUGUAUGAGGCCACGAUAAAAGACAUCGACAAGAAGUCUGACAUCGCUACUAUCAAAAUCAACCCACAGAAAAAGCUGCCAGUUUUAUUACUGGGUCACUCAGCAGACCUGCGCCCUGGUGAGUUUGUGGUGGCUAUUGGCAGUCCUUUUGCCCUGCAGAAUACAGUGACAACAGGAAUUGUCAGCACAGCUCAGAGAGAUGGGAAAGAACUUGGACUCCGUGACUCUGACAUGGACUACAUUCAGACUGAUGCCAUCAUUAACUACGGAAACUCGGGUGGACCACUUGUCAAUUUGGAUGGAGAGGUGAUUGGAAUCAAUACACUGAAAGUAGCUGCAGGAAUCUCCUUCGCCAUUCCUUCAGACAGAAUAAUCCGUUUCUUAAAUGACUCCCUGGGAAAGCAAAACAAAGAGGCAAAAUCAGUGAAAAAGCGUUUCAUUGGAAUUCGGAUGCUCACCAUCACAGAAGUUCUCGUGGAGGAGCUGAGGCAGCAGAAUCCAGACUUCCCUGAUGUAAGCAGUGGGAUCUAUGUUCAUGAGGUGGUUCCUCACUCCCCUGCUCAGAAAGGGGGCAUUAAAGAUGGUGAUAUCAUCGUUAAACUGAAUGGAGAGCCAUUGAUGAGCACCAGUGACCUGAAGGAAGCACUCAACAAAGACACCAAACUGCUGCUGGAGGUGCGCCGUGGCAACGAUGACCUGCUUUUCAACAUUGAGCCUGAUGUCAUCAUGCAGUAACAAUUUAUCAGAAUGUAAACAAUGUAAUUGACAAAGACAUUGGCAUGUGCAGUCAUGUCCAAAGGGAUGUUUAAUGGAGCAUCCUAAACACCAAGGACCUCUAUUACAAGCAGAGAAAAUCUAAUCUCGAGUUUUUGUAAUCUCAGUCAUGUCAAGCCUGCCUAAGAAGGUUUAUAUGAAAGGCAUUUCAUAUUAGCUUUGAUACAGGUUUGAAGGGGAGAAAUGGCUAAAUAUGAAAACGUACUGUAUUUUGUAGAAUAAGACAAUGCUGGUGAUAUUUUUGAAGUUUCUGCUUUUAUGCCAGAAACAGACAAUCCACAAUGAAAUGUUAAAAUGGGAAAUGAUAUAGUGAAAAGAUGACAUUUCAUACAUUUAUUGAUCUUGUAAAAAUAUCCAUAUAAUUAUUAUGAGAUAUAGUAUGAAAAUUAUAUAUGUUGAUAGCUCAACAUUCAUUACUGGACCUGCAUUGUGGCACCAGUGGCAAAAAUCAAUUGCUGUGCAAGGAUUUUAAUGAGUUUUAUAAUUUGUAAAUAAUACCUGUCAUAAUGAAUUACAUUUUUAUAUGCUUAUCUUGUUCAGUUAAAUAUGUGCUCUUUUAUAUAAGCAGAGAUCAAAAUGAAUUAUUUCAUGUUUUUUUUUUUGUGGUUAAUAUGUCUACAGCAUCCUUUUUUUUAUGCAACAUAUCAUAAUUCAUAAUCCAUGUCUUCAAAUAAACUCAUAUGGUUGGUUCUCUUCAGCUGGAUUUAUGAACAUUGAACCUACCUACAGAAUAGAACUUUCUCAGAAAACAACAACUUAGCAUAUUGGUGGAUCAACCAGUGCAUGUUGAAUUUGAACAGAGCAGUCAGUUGGUUAACUCUUUCUAAGAAGCUUAUAUUCAUAAUGCAUUGUAAAGACAUUUUAAAUGCAUUAUACUGCAUUCAUAAUGCCUCAUAAAACGCCUUUGAAAAAGAUAUAUCUUCUCAAUAAUUUUAACUAGUAUAAUUCAUUAUAAUACUUAACCUAUUCAUAGUUAUAUAUUAAAGAGUAUAGUAUAUGACCUCACAAUGAACAUCCAAUUUUAUCAGCAGAUAUUAAUCAAGUUUAUUACGUAGCUCUCUGGAAUACUGUAUUCCUAUUGGUCAAUGGCGCCAUCCAGCGGUCAGAUAUUGCUCUGUAACAACCGCACAUCCGGGUUCUGCAAGCCGUCUCUCCUGCUUCUCAACUCACUUUGCAAUCUCUACAAGUAAGCUAAUAAAAUAAUUUCA